Messenger RNA from Effrenium voratum, 3962 nucleotides. NCBI's taxonomy places the organism in Eukaryota, Dinophyceae, Suessiales, Symbiodiniaceae. The record is from the annotation of a GenBank genome assembly.
CUCAAGCACCACGGGUCUUCCGGGACCAUUUUCGCGCCGCUGCUGCGAAGGCUGAGAAAUCAAUGCCGCAUCCGGGCGAUGCCGAGGCGGGCGGUGUGCAGAUCUCCGUGGAGGAGAUCGACCCGGGCAUGCCAGCGCACAAGGCCUCUCACGUGACGCACUCCUCUUCUGCCAAGGGGGGUUCGUCAAUGGCCCUGCAAGCGGCGGCCAACAAGAACGCCAAGUUCAAGAAGGAGUUGCGCGAUGCGUUCCUGAAGGACUCAAGCGCGAUCCAAGAAACAGAGGAUGAGACCUGCGAACGCCCGGAGAAGUUCAAGAGGGCGAAGGAGUUCAUGAAGAAGACAGCCUGUACGGAUGAAAAUGACGACUGGCUGACUCUCCGGACCACGCCCAAAGAGCUAGGUCAGUAUGGAGUCGGUGUUCAGCUCUACUUCGAAUACCUGGCAGACAUGGGCCUACUUUUCGUCGUCUUGUUCCUCCUGACGUUGCCAUUGCUGUACUUCUCUCUGGGAGGAACCGUCCUGAACGACUUCCCAGAGCUUUCCGGGCAGAGCUUUGCCUACAAGCUCAUGGCCGCAUUCUCCCCGGCCAACUUGGGGACCUGUGGUGAAGGAGCUGAGGACUGCCUGACCGACCAAGCGCUGACCGAACGUAAGGUGUUUCCGGGUUCGGAACAAAAGGUCCGCGAUGUCACUCCGGCGCUUGGCAUUCUCGACUUUGUGCAGAUGCUGCUGGGGCUGGGCUUCAUUUUUUGGUUCCGCAUCUACAAGAUCCCCCGAGCAGUGCGGAUCCAGGAUGAGGCCAACGUCACUGCCAGCGACUUCGGGAUCAGAGUCUCGGGCUUGCCAAGGAAGCUUGACAAGGAUCACGAGAAGUAUGAAGACUAUCUGCAAAUGCACUUCGAAAGGAUCCUGGCGACGGAGUGUAGCGUCAAGGACGCAACUGGACAAGUGGCAGAAGUGGCACUUAUCCGCGAGUACGACGGGUGCAUUUCGAAGUUCUUGCAGCAAGGAAACCUGCUGGAGGAAAUGCAUGAAGCUGGCGUGGCAUCCAGGCUGGCGAAGAAGAAUGGCAAGGACAAAGAUGCAGAGAAGCAUGACAAGAAACGGACCAAGCUGAAGGGGAAGAUCCUUUCCCUCGAGGCCGAGAUGGAGCACCAAGCAGACAUGAAGGACGAAGACCGUGAGGUGUGUGGAGCCUUCGUCAUGUUUGAGACGGAACAACAAAAAGACGCCAUUCUCAAUGUGUACAAGCCCUUCAACAACAGCUACAUGGCGCGCCUUGUCCAGCCCAAGUACUUGCGCUUCAGAGACUGGCGCUUGCACGUCAUAGAGACCUGCGAGCCUGAAGAGUUGUACUGGGAGAACAUGGACUACAGCUGGGUGCUGCACAAAGCCAGGAAGUUCAUGACCCUUACGGUCUCCUUCUUGAUCGUGGUGCUCUGUAUCUUCAUUUUGACCUUCCUUAGGUCAUCGCAGUCGGCUGUGGACACCAGCUCUCGGCCGCACGACCUGUGGCUCUUCGAGUUGGCGGAAAGGGCCCGCGGUGUGGACAGCGGUCCUCCCGGCCCAUCGCCAUGCAUGGAGUUUUGCCAGCUCGACCUCUACUUCGAUGACAGAUGCCAUGAUCCUCCCCGCACUGGGAGACAGAGGAGUACAUGCAGACCAUUUAUGACACCGCGCAGAUUUGGACCGCGGGCUCACCAUUUACUCCGCACUUGUUGCAGGACGACACGAAAGACUGCAGCGCCAACGCUCCCCCGGCAAGCGUGUACCGGUCCCCUUCCUGCACUCAGAAUGUCUCGGCGCCCUUGAUCUACCGGUUCCAGCAAUCGAAAGGCGUGAAGUGCUUGCGGGUGGCUGCAAAGGGCGACCAGGGCGAAGGCCCUCCAAAGCCCAUGAGGAUCUAUGCGUGCAACUCUUCGUCACUGGUGGUGAACAGCAGCGGCUACUUCGACACCAAUGGCGACGUUUGGUCCAAGGAUACGUAUUGCCUCCGCUUCGACGAUGCAAUCCUCCAGGGCUACAACUUCCCGCAGCCUGUGAAGAUGCGCAGCGACUGCCUUUUCCCCGUGACCCUGGAGGCGGCGCAGCUGGCAGUGGCGCAGGGCGAGAGUUUCUCCAACUCACAGAGGAUCGAGUGCUUUUGCGCUCAGCAGACCGCACUGGAGCCGUUCCUCCGGAUCCCAGGCUAUCUGGACACGCCGCAAGCGAAGGUCUGUGAGGAGUGGGCCUGGUUUCAGGGCACGCAGAUGGGUGUCCGCGCGGGCGGGGUGAUUGCGGUGAUGGUCAUCAACAACGUCCUGUUGAUCAUUUUUGCGUACUUCGACAGCCUUGGGCGGUACCAAACUGCCACGGACCUGGCGGCGAGUCAAGUGUUCAACCUCUUCUUCGCCACGCUGGUGAACACUGCGGUGGUCUACCUCCUGAUUGGUAUGAACGUCUACACCUCAGACAACUCCUUCUUCGGCGCGUUGAAAUUUGGACAGGGGCCUUUCGACGACCUUACGCCUCUCUGGUUUGUGACCAUCGGCAACAUGUUGGUGAUCACCAUCCUUUGUCAGAUCGCGUGCUCCGUGGCGCUGCCGGUGCUUUGGGUUUGGACUGUCGACCCCCUCAUCAGAUGGUUCUUCUGCAAAGACACGCAUUCCCAAGAGCUGCUGAACGAGUACCACCUCCUGCCAGAGUGGACGUUGUCCCUGCGAGUGGCGGAGACGCUGGUUGUAGUCUUUUGCGUCUUCAUGUACUCCUCUGGCUUCCCGGUUCUCUACUUGUGCGGGGCGCUGUAUUGCCUAUUCGCAUAUUGGGCCGACAAGUAUGCCCUUCUGCGCGGGUCCAGGAAGCCUCCCGGGUACACCAAGAGUGCGAUUGAAAGUGCCGUGGCGAUGAUGCCCUUCGCGGUGCUCCUGCAUUUGGUCUUCGGUCUGUGGCUCUUUGGCAGCCAGGAGCUAAUGCCCAGCGAGUGGGGUGGCCUGCGCGUCUUUAUGACUGGCUUGGUGGGGAUGGCUACGGACUUCUACGAGGAAGUGAGGUCGAUCAUCUCCAAGGGAGGCUUCGAUGUGCGGGGGGCCAACUACAGCACAUACAUCCAGGCGCGGAUGGUGGACUGCGCGCGGGCGGCGGCGGAGCCUUCGAUGUGGCUGUUUUGCGGCAUGGUGAUUUGGUAUGGGUUGCUGCUCCUGCACUGGAUCUUCAGGCCAUGCAUCGGCAACUGCGUCGGGGAUUUGACUGAGAAGAUUCUCAAGGGCCUGAAGAUCCACAGAGACGCGGAGGUCACGAAGAUCACUCUCUCCCAAGCCAAGGAGAGGGAAGAUCUGAAGGGCUUGCUGUCAUACAGGCUUUCGGCCAAUCCCAACUAUGAGGAGGCGAUGAUGGCGUUGAAGUUUCACCCAGAGGGGCCCGCAGAGGAGGGACAAGUGGGAAAGAGGCUGUCUGGUACUAAGCGGAGCCUGAGCAAGCUUGAGGAGAGCCUGGAAAGAACCGUGGCGCAAAAAGUUCAUGAAGCAGAGAACUUUGUGGCGCACGCCAUUGACAAGUCUUUGGCCGCGGCCACACGGCGCCAGUGGAUGAGGGCAACGAGAGCCCUGCUGCCCCAGGGCAAAAUGAGCGGGUUAUGAUCUGAAGCGAAGCACGCGAGGAGUGGUGACCUGGUUUCUCAAGUGCCAGUCAGAUCCCAAGGCUCACGGCCACGUAGGUGGCCAUGUUGGGCAGAUCAAACUCCUCACUCUGCAAGAGUCACGUGGAGAUGCUUGCUAUCUGCAAGUUUUCCAAAAACUGCUGCCAGCAAAGAUGGCACGCAAAUUCGCUGACCCGGACGGUCAUUUUUCACUUGCAAACUUGCAUUUCGAAGGAAAGCUUACUGUGAACUGACAGGGGCAACAUGCUCCUGACCUCGUGUUUUUUUUCUUGGGCAACCGACCACUGACUGGUCGCCGAGACGGAUCCCAAUUGCUACCUUAUACU